Messenger RNA from Populus euphratica (Euphrates poplar), 561 nucleotides. RefSeq lists its product as uncharacterized. The record is from RefSeq and is a predicted model, not a curated record. The transcript has a single exon. Lineage: Eukaryota; Viridiplantae; Streptophyta; Magnoliopsida; Malpighiales; Salicaceae. The coding region runs from base 4 to 444 and encodes 146 amino acids.
GCCAUGAAGUUGCUAAAACUCUUCUUUGCUCUAUCUGCAACCAUAGCUACUGUUGCAGCUCUGCAGUCAGAUCAUUACAACGAAAACUCAAACACGCAAAGACAACUCUCAUUGGCUGAAAUUCAAGAAGCUGUAACUUCUUUACGAGGGGUUGGCCGCGUUCUUGCCCAGCAGAACCUGGUAGCCAAUUCGACAUGCAAUGAAUUGCCUCGCAUUUGUCGACUGAAGAGAAGUCCAGGGCCAGAUUGCUGCAAUAAGAAAUGCGUCGACGUUAAGACAGAUCGCUUCAACUGUGGAAUGUGUGGCUACAAGUGCAAGUACACUGAAACAUGCUGCAAAGGAACGUGUGUGAACCCAUCAUUUGAUAAAAGACAUUGUGGUGGAUGCAACAAGAAGUGCAAGAACGGGGAAUUUUGUGUUUAUGGGAUGUGUAGCUAUGCAUGAAUGCGUCACAAACCGUGUAAUUCUCUGAUACAGAGUAUAUUUCCUUUCAUGUUUCUGCGAGACUGAGUCUCUUUCUCUAAGGAACACCAUGGUUCUGUUGGCUUAAUUUAUAUUUCA